ACGGGAGAUUCUUUAUUAUUCCAUCUAAGUGGGCUUUAUUCACCUUGGUGAGCAGGAUGUAGAUCGCAGCCCUCGGAUUCUGCUAAAUGGGUGUCCUUCCAUGCGCGCGUAUCCAUGUCGUCAGAUUCUUAAAUUGGCCGCGGCGCCGCGCGUUUUCCCCUGGACUCUCCAUCCUCUUAAUGAGGGAGUGAGGGUGACUCCAUGCCCACAUCCUUCCACCACGGGAUUUAUGCACAUGUAAAGUGCUCACAGUCAGGAUGGAUUCCCUCAACGCGAGCGGGAUGGACGCGUUCACGGUGAUCCAUCUGAAUUCCUCCUCGUGGAGCCUGGACAGUGGAUAUUCUCUGGCAGCGAUCGCCGGCAUCGCAGCGCUUGUAAGUUUCCUCAUCCUCUUCACCGUGGUUGGGAAUAUCCUGGUGGUUAUUGCCGUGUUGACGAGCAGGGCACUGAAAGCCCCACAGAACCUAUUUUUGGUGUCACUGGCCACCGCGGACAUCCUGGUCGCCACGCUGGUGAUGCCCUUCUCUCUGGCCAACGAGCUCAUGGGCUACUGGUAUUUUGGAAAAGUUUGGUGCGGUAUUUAUUUGGCUCUGGAUGUUUUGUUCUGCACUUCGUCUAUUGUGCAUCUGUGCGCAAUAAGCCUGGAUCGCUACUGGUCCGUUACGCAGGCGGUCGAGUACAACCUGAAGCGGACUCCUAAACGCGUCAAGUGCAUCAUCUUGAUCGUGUGGCUCAUAUCUGCAAUCAUCUCAUCUCCACCUCUGAUUUCUAUAGACAGUCACAGCGAUCUCAGCUCCCUGCCUCAGUGCGAGCUGAACGAUGACACCUGGUACAUCCUCUCCUCCAGCAUCGCGUCCUUCUUUGCGCCAUGCGUAAUCAUGGUCCUGGUCUACAUCAGGAUAUACCAGGUGGCCAAAACCAGAACCAGGGCCAUGUCGGGAAAAGAUCCCAGGCCCGAUGGUGCCACACAGACUGAGAAUGGGCUGAGCAAAGCCACCUCCCCUUUCAAUGGCGAGAAGGAGAACGGCCACUGUCAGUGCCCGCCUACGCCCAGCCAGCCCACCGUCACCGUGGGCGCACAGACCGAGGAUGCUGACAUGGAGGAGAGCAGCUCCUCAGAGGGCAAAGGUCACAAGCCCCAGCACCAGGACUCCGAGAGAGCAAAGAGCCCCAGCCAAAAGAAGAGCCCCCUCACCAAACAGCCCUCUCGCAUCGCCAGAGUUAGUAACAAAUCCAUGGACCUUUUUGCCUCCAGGAGGAAACGACGCCGGUGCUCCUUCGCCAGGAAGAAGGUGUCCCAGGCCAGGGAGAAGAGGUUUACAUUCGUCCUGGCUGUGGUCAUGGGGGUGUUCGUGGUGUGCUGGUUCCCCUUUUUCUUCAGCUACAGCCUGUACGGCGUGUGCAGGGACUCCUGUAAGAUCCCCGACCCACUGUUUAAGUUCUUCUUCUGGAUUGGCUACUGUAACAGCUCCCUGAACCCUGCCAUCUACACCAUCUUCAACCGGGACUUCAGGCGAGCCUUCCAGAAGAUCCUCUGCAAGACGUGGAAAAAGUCCUUUUAGGUCACAAAAGCAGACCUGUUGCACCCAGACAAUCUUACAGGAGAUAUCUAAUUGAACUUUGAAAAAAAAAAAAAAGGAGAAGGACCCUGUGUCUGCUUGUUACUGCCACUUGUUACUCACUGUUGAGUCUCAUUGUCCUGUUGUAAUUCAGCCAUGGGCUUUGCUCUCUCUAAGAGCUGCAACGUGAAAUAUGUUUCCAUUACAGCCUUUUCCGAAGUGAGCUUCUCAGUUCUUUUUUCCAUGUUGAAGUGUUGCUGUAAUGCUUAGUCCAUCAACGUCAAUCAAGCUUUCCUCAACAUCCACACAAGAUGCACACAUGGCUGGAUUUAUCUGCUAUGAGGCCCCAAGGGCAGAUAUUGACAGAGGGCCCCCUCAAACCCCCCUGAGUAUUUUCAUCUCUCCCGGGCUCAAAAUUUACCUGGCCCUAGAUUUGCACAAAAAUGAGAAAAAGUUUUAAAAUCUUGAUUUUGACACAAGUCAUGUUUUUCAAGUAAGAGACUUGGAUCAACAAUAACCUUUUUAGGGCAAAGGGCAUUUGUUCACUUUCUAGAAAAGGGUUACAUGAAAAGAAUGGUAUUACUCAAUGAAUGGUUACCUUAGCUUAGCAUUAAGACUGGAAACAAAGGGACAAGGCUAGCAUGGCUCUCUCCAAAGGUGACACAAUAUGUCUCUUAACAUCUCUAUAGCUCACUAUUUGGCACACUCCCUCUUAUUUGUUUAAACGUUAAUACAAAGUGUGAAAUCUUCAAUUCCCCAGUUUGAAAGGUGCAAAAAUGUGUGUCUUGGCUGAAACCUGUUGCUAGGCAAUCAGUGUAAGCCAUCUUUCAGAGGCAGGACCAGCGAGGCUGAUUUGUCGAAGCUUAAAAUAGACAUCAAUCAAAAAGAUGCCAAAGUGUCACCCACAUCUCUCCUUAGAGCUCAGAACAGGACCAUUGCUUCUAUCUUGUAAUUUACUGCCCUCUUGUGGCAACAGUAGGCUAUUGUCUCCGGACAAUAAGCCGAUAUAACUCCCGUAAUGCUUCCUGUCGUGUCCCAGUGACAGAAGCUGGGAUUUCUCAAGCAGGAGGAGGCGCAGCACUGUGGAGGUUUGCACAGGAGCAUCGUGGGUAAUCCAGGGAUGUUUGACAAGUGACGAGAAGUUGUGUUACUUUUCAACACGUGUGACGAUGAGGGGGUUAGCGUGAGCUGUGGAGCAGUUUUGUGGGGAAAACCUUGAAAGACAUUUAUUAAAAUGAACCAUGUAAAAUAUCCACUGUUGAGUUAUAUUAUAUUAAUAUCUGUAUCUCUAUGUUAAUGAAGGUAUUGGAUCAUCUGUGUUUGAGAAAAAGUUCUCAGCUUUUUUUUUGCACAUAAGAGGUGAAAGGUCACCACAAACCCCUGUCAUCAUCCAGUCUUAUGCUAAGCCAACAGCUACAGAUUUCCAGUGCAUACAGGAGUGGAUCUCCAAGGGUAAAUGUAAUUCAAAGAGCACAAGCCUGUCCACAUGCAGUAAGUCUGAGGCCUACAGCAGUUACACCAAAGUUAUUUUCCCUGUGUUCCAUUUAAAUAACUUCUGCGGCCUGAAAGGCUAAAACUAUCAGUAUUUAAUGAAUAAAUAUAAAGCAAGGUUCUUGGAGAAAAG
Molecule: messenger RNA, 3183 nt
Organism: Platichthys flesus (European flounder)
Lineage: Eukaryota; Metazoa; Chordata; Actinopteri; Pleuronectiformes; Pleuronectidae
Product: alpha-2 adrenergic receptor
Exons: 1
Coding region: 258-1562 (434 amino acids)
Biological process (GO): regulation of smooth muscle contraction; adenylate cyclase-activating adrenergic receptor signaling pathway; platelet activation
Cellular component (GO): membrane
Molecular function (GO): alpha2-adrenergic receptor activity
Source: RefSeq, a predicted model, not a curated record